This is a messenger RNA of Cryptotermes secundus, 5953 nucleotides long. RefSeq lists its product as uncharacterized. The transcript is spliced from 9 exons. Lineage: Eukaryota; Metazoa; Arthropoda; Insecta; Blattodea; Kalotermitidae. The record is from RefSeq and is a predicted model, not a curated record. Bases 817 to 5052 code for a protein of 1411 amino acids.
AUAACAAAAUAUUAGUAGGUGGCAUUUUCUGUGAUAUGAGGAAAGCUUUUGACUUUGUCAGUCAUGACAUUUUACUAUCUAAACUAGAAUUUUAUGGAAUAGUUGGUAAGGCCAAUGCAUUGAUAAAUUCCUAUCUCAAAGACAGGUACCAAAGGGUUGUAACAGAUAAUUGGCAUAUUCAUUCCAGAUGGGGCAAAGUUAAUAAUGGUGUUCCCCAGGGAUGGAUACUGGGACCUUUAUUGUUUGUUUUAUAUAUAAAUGACUUGCCAAACAUAAUUAGUCAGUCUGAACCUGUUCUUAUUGCAGAUGACACCAACAUAAUUAUCAUGAAUUCUAGUCCUUUAGAAUAUGAAAACAAUAUUAUUCAAACAUUUAAAAACAUAAAUGAUUGGUUUAAAGCUAAUUUAUUGACACUGAAUUUCAAUAAAACAUAUUUUAUACAAUUUUUUACUAAGAAUAGCUAACCAGUAGAUGUGCAUAUUGACUAUGGUAACAAUCAGAUUCCUAUAUAUACUAAUACCAAAUUACUCAGAUUAAUUAGUGACGAUAUGUUGACAAGAAAGGACAUGUUGACUGGUUUAUGUCUAAAUUAUGUUAGGCCCAUUAUGCAAUCAGGGUUAUUGAACCUUAUAUGUCACAGGAAACAAUAAGAAUGAUUUAUUUUUCAUAUUUUCAUUGUGCUAUGACCUAUUAUAUAAUUUUCAGGGGAAAUUCUCCCAGUAGUAUUCAUAUUUUUAGGCUACAGAAAAGGUUGAAUUAAAGUUAUCUACGUGUAAGCUGUCCGUCUUCAAUCACACCAUACUGGAAUUUCUCAGUAUGGAAAUUGCAGAUGAACAAGGACUCCUUGUGGUAAAUUUGGAAAACUGUGUUUCUAGUACAGCUGCUGAGCAAGUUGUGAAUGGUGACUGCGUGUAUGCAGUUGCUGUAGCAUCUAACACAUGUAGGAAUGAAGGUGAGACUGUGAUACAGAUUCCUGUAUCAGUCCAUUGUUCUGAGGAAUUACAGCAACCAUAUGCUGCAGUAUCGCAGUUAGUAGAAGAACAGUUAACUUUACAAGGACAGCACUAUAGUGCAGUUGAAACACAGCAGUACACUCAGAUUGAAGCUGAUGAGCACCUUCCUUGUUUAAAUGCCGAUGGUGGUACAGAGUCCAGUCACCAGGAUGCAGAUAUUUGUUCAGAAAAUCAGGUUUCGCUUGCAUUGGGACUCCAUCAAGGACAUUCUGAUGAAACAGAUUCAUCUUAUUAUGCAGAGAUUUAUAACUAUCUUGCUUCACAGGCAAUGCCAGUAGGAGCUACUGAAAGUUACAAAAAAAUACUGAAGAAAAGAGCUCGUAAUUAUAAAAUUAUGGAGGGUGUACUCUACUAUGGUCAAAAGUUACCUAAAAGAGUAAUUACUGAAAAGAUGCAGCAGAGAGAGAUUCUGAAGAAUAUUCACAUCGAAGAAGGAACAGGUGUUCAUUUAGGUUUAAAGAAGAUGUAUAUGGGACUCAACCAGUUCUAUUUCUGGAAAGGAUUGUAUGUAGAUGUAGCAAAUUUUGUGAGGCAGUGCAGCCAGUGUUCAGAAACUGCAGAAGUACAAACCAGUGGCAGUGGGCAAUCCCAGCAGUUGGAACAUACUAGCAAAGAUGAUUCCGACAAGGACAAGAAUACUAGAAAUGGAAAUACAAGUAAAGUAUGGCAGAAGGUGGAGUUGAAACUGUAUGGCCCCUAUCCAAAGACUGUUCUUGGGAAUGAGUUCAUUAUUACACUAGCUGAUCCAUUCUCUCACUGGAUUGUUGCACAUCCAGUGCCAGGUGAUAAUCAUGCCAGUCAUAUAGCUGAUUUUGUAUAUAAAACUUUUUGUACAUUUGGAUUUGCAAAGUGCAGUGUUAUCGGUGUGCCGCAAGAAAUCCUAGAGAUAGCACAGUGUAAAUAUAAGGAAUAUGUAUCACGGUUACAAGAUACCUUAUUAACCUGUGGUUUAAUGGUACCACAGCUCACAUCAGUGUGUGAUACCACAGUACACAAUUUGCUUGUAUUUCUUCAUGAUAACCUAAGCCAGUGCACUUGGGUUGGAAAGCUCUUGGAUGAAUUUGUAGAAACCAACCCUCAUGCGUGGGAUUUGGAAUUGGCGAGAUUUCUCUUCGAGUAUUGUACCACACCUGGCAGAGAGUCAUCCUCUCCCUUCACUAUCAUGUUUGGUCGCAGCCCAGUGAGUUACUUGGAGGAAGACAAAGAGAAUCAUAAUGUGAUAGAUGAAGACAAGCCUGCUGAAACGUUAUCUAAGAGGAGGAGGCUACAGAGUAGUAUAUUACAAUGUCGACAUUGUGAGGAGGUUUUUACAUCCAAGAUAUCAUUCCGUAUUCAUCAGCGUAAACACACAGAGGAAGCUCGUCGUCAGGGUACACUUGAAGGGCAAGAACCUCUUGGACCAGCUACUGAGAGAGAGAAAAGACUGCUGAAAAGAACAAUUUUGAAGCGAAGACAGAGGUUAUUUAAGCAUGGAAACUUGGAUCGUAGAGAGAGAUUGAUGACAAUUGCCAAUCAGAAAUUGCACCCCAGUCAGGAAUCUUUGCCUAAAGACAAAUGGCGAGCUGAGCUGCAAGCCAACACAGUAGCUGCUGUAAGGAAACUUCUGGCUUCAACAAAAGAAGAGCGUAGACGCCGUGGGAGGUACCACAAAUAUUCAGCAGAACUUCAAGAAGAAAUGGCACGCUAUGCUAUGGAACAUGGUAACUUAGAGACUGUUCGUCACUUCUCCCAGCGAAUGGGCACAACAGUGAGUGAAAGUACAGUGCGUAAUAUUGUUAAAUUAUAUCGUGCUUUCACUCCAGGACUGAAGGAAGAAAUUGGCCGUUUUGCUGCACGUUGUGGUGUGGAGAUGGCUUGCAGUCAUUUUACAGAACGGUUAGGACAAGAGGUGCGACGUGGACUGGUUCGAAAAUUCAAGAAACUAUUUUUAAGUCACCAUCCUGAUGUCGAAGGUAAGCAGGCCAGCAGUAACAAAGACAAAGGGACAAACAAUGGUAUUGUUAAUGCAAAGCAGAAGAACAUGUACACUAAUGAGCUGAAAGAUGAGAUUGGUUCUUAUGCUUGUCACUUUGGUAUUCCUGUUGCUGUAGAACACUUUGCCCAGAAGUUAUCAUUUCCUCCAAAGGAGAGUACAGUACGUAAAUUCCGGAAGUUAUACUUGGACAAGCACCGUGCUACUCAACAGGUGGCCAUGUUACAACAGCAGUUGCAGCUUACCAAUACUGUCAGCGUUCAGGAAGCAGCUGGGCCUUCUUCAACUCAAACUAUUGACAUUCUCCAUGCCUCCUUAAAUAUCUUGAAUAAUGCACAGGUCAGUGGUCCAACUACUGUUGUGUAUAAUGCACACGUUCAACCCACUAACCAGCUUAUCCCUGCUUCUCAUACCACAAGCUCCUUACCCUUAACAUUUCAACCCCUAAAUAGUGGAGGUGCAGCUGCUUCAUAUCAGCAACAGACACCUGUUAUUGUGAAUCAGAGUGCUGUUGCUUUCAACCAGAACCCUAUUCCUCUGCAGACUUUCCAGCAACCACAGCCGAUUUUCUCUUCAUACAAUAACCAAGAGCACUUAGACAACAGCACUACAGUUCCAGUAUCCCACAAAUCUGUAGUCACGUCAGUUCCUCUCACAAUAACACAGACACAAUCCCAUCUAUCAGAAACCUCUGCCCAAUCUCUUCCUCAUUCUUCUGUGCCUACCAUUACAGUAGCAAUAGCAUCUGAUUCUCAGCAACAGUUUCAGCCCAUGUCCAGUCAUUCCACAAUAGUUGUACCCCACCAGACGCACACAAAUGAACGAUCAGAUUUGGAAUCACAGUCAAUUUUGUUGUCCCAUGAACAGAAUGGUGCAACAGUAGUUCAGCAAGUAGUGGCAUCAUCACUACCACAUCCUCAUCUACAGCAUGAGCAACCACAGCAGUCAUCAUUAUCACAUGAGCUUAUUAAUGGUACUCUCACUAAUCCUUCUUCACAACAUCACUCUCAGGUAUUGGUGCAACAGUCUUCAGUUAUAGCUGAUUCCCUUCUUGUUGAGCAGCAGACUGCUGUACCAGAUCAUUCUCAAAUAGUAGAACAUCACAAUUUGGAGCCUACCACAUUUGUACAUGCUCUUCAUGACGGAACUGCAACCCUCCCAUUCGAUACUUCCGGUUCAACAUUAAUAGCAGAUCGUGAUGGCACAUAUUCCAUAGCGACAGAAAUUAACAGUGAUAUGUCUGUAACAGUUGAGAAAGAAUCAGUUCUUCAAACAUCGCACACCCCAGAUAUACCCAUUACAAUUCAGAUGCAAGAAGCACAGACUCAGCAUAAUACAGAAGAUGUGAUUAUCAGUAUUGUACCUGAGGAAGCAACAAAGAAACUACAAAUUAAAAAGGCACCACCAUUAUCAGGAAAAGUAGCAUCCUGUAGCAAAAGAGAAAGAUUACAAGAGCAAGAAACAAAGGUAAUACAUGUUGUGAAGGUGGACUGUGGCAUGGAAGAUGAUGUCGAUGACCCUAUGAGUGCUGAAGAAACACCUAGAAAGAGGAACAAUAGUGUGCGACGGUUCUGUUCUAAAAAGAAAGCAGGUUCUACUGUUGGACAGAAACGAGGAAACUAUACUGUUUACAGUCCUGAGGUGCGUGCUGAGAUGGGAAAAUAUGCAGCUGAACAUGGAAGUCAGCGGGCUUGUCGGCAUUUCAGAGCUAUUCUUGGCCAUGAUGUUCCAGAGAGCACUAUUCGUGGCUUGAGAGAUAAAUAUUUGCUAAAACGUGAACACUGUGGAAGCAGUUCAGGUGGGGACAAAGAGGUAACUUCUCUUGGUUAUGCUCCUCGUGGUCGUCCCAUGAGACUAGGUAAGUAUGAUGAAGUGGUUCAGGAAUGCAUUCGAGAGUUAAUCAAGUCAGGAGAGCGGGUAACAUCUUUCCUUGCAAUUGCUACUGCGAAACAGGUCUUAAUGCAGUAUGAGCCCAGUCUCUUGGAGGAGAAUGGAGGUAAAGUUAAACUGAAUGUCACUUGGGCAAAAUCAUUUCUGAAACGCAUUGGAGUGCAAAACAAUUCAUGAAAGUUGAAAAAUAAUGAGAUUCAAUUCAAGGGGAAUCAUUCACAAGGAAUUUGUCCCAAAAGGAAGAACCAUAAAUGCCAAAUUUUGUUUAGAAUUGAUGGAAUUAUCAUACCAUCCAUGUUAGGCGUUAAAGAUUUUUUUUUUUUUGCAAGAAAUAGUUAAUGAGAUUUAACCCCGCCCCCAUCACCAGAUUUGGUUCUGACUGGUUUUUCUCUUUCCAAAGAUAAAAAUGAAGAUGAAUAGGGAACAGUUUCAUAUCAUCCAGAAGAAUGUGGUCAGCCAUCUCUGAAGCAGUUUCAAGGAUGCUUUGAAUGAUUCUUAUUCUCAGUGCUUUUCAGAGUGCCAAGUACUUUUUAAAAUUAACAAGAAGAGAAAGAAGGAAUGUGAAAAUACUGAGCUUCAUAAGGUUUACCACUUGAUUGGAAAUGAGGUGAGGUUUUGAGAGUUGCAUUCUCAGUAUAGUUUUUCAAAAUAAUUUGUGAAUAGGAGAGAAUGGGAAUGAAUUAAGAAUUAAGGUUUAUAUAUUGUUUUAUUAAUAAUAAAUUUAUGGGCUCAGUGUAUGAGGGUUUUCCAGAAAACAAAGGCCAUUUGCACAUAGCACUUACUUGCUGACUUUACCUGGGACGUUUAUUUCCAUUCUUGCAACAGUACGGACUUGGCUCCAAGUGAUUUUCACUUGUUCACACAUUUGAAGCAGUUUUUGGGUGGCACACGCAUGAGUAGCGAUGAAGUGUAGAAGACAGUUAAAGACUGAUUCAGUGGACUGGCUGCAGAUUUCUACGAUGUAGGCAUACAAAAACUCAUCACACGGUACAACAAGUGCCUGAGUCAUCAUGGGGAUUAUGUAGAAAAAUUGCUUAAGGUCUGUAGUAAUGAUGUAAAAUAAAAUGUUUAAAUUUUA